Messenger RNA from Aphis gossypii (cotton aphid), 3946 nucleotides. RefSeq names its product probable E3 ubiquitin-protein ligase HECTD2. Gene Ontology annotation, biological process: protein polyubiquitination. NCBI's taxonomy places the organism in Eukaryota, Metazoa, Arthropoda, Insecta, Hemiptera, Aphididae. The transcript has 14 exons. The coding region runs from base 121 to 2469 and encodes 782 amino acids. The record is from RefSeq and is a predicted model, not a curated record. Gene Ontology annotation, molecular function: ubiquitin protein ligase activity.
ACGUAUGUAAAACACGUAUAGUAGGUAUAGCACUCGUAAUAAAAAGGGUCAUCCAGGAUUUUUUCGUUAUUAUGUAGUUCAAAAUAGAACUGUGCUUAACGAUAUUUUAAAUGAUUUCGAAUGACUUGGCUUUGGGAAAAAGUAAGGAAAUCUUUCCUCAAUAGGACGUUGACCUUUGCCGUAGUGCCUUGCGUUAGUAGAUCUCCCAUAAGAGAUCAUUUGCAUUCAAAAAACAUAGAAUCUUGUGAAGAAACAGAAGAUCAUUGGGGGGAUCGCCUUAGUCCAUGCCCUUUUUGCGGUCACGAAGAUAGCCCGAUUUUAGCCAGAAGUCAACGAUCAUGCAGUGAUCCUACAGUAUCGGGAUAUUCUAGAUUACCUCCAAUUAGUAAUUCUAACCAGUUUCUAACGUAUAGAACAACUAUACCCCCUAUUAAUAAUCAAAAUCCAACUGAUCAGAAUUGUAGAAAAAUUCAAAAAAAUCUUCAAAUAGAAUCUAAACCUCAAUAUCCAACUAGACACGAAACAAGAGAAGAAUUUUUACAAGAAAUACGAAAAGCUCAUAAAAAUGAAAAUUUUAUGACCGUUCAACGUUUUUAUAUGAGAUUGUUUGAUUCAUUUAGCGAGAUUUGUGCACUUUUUAAGAUCAAUCCAAAUCAAUCAGGAGCUAAACUAGAUGACCCUGAUAUUCAUUUAGAGUUUGUCUAUGCUAUAAAUGAUGCUCUCAAAGAUUUGUCUAGUGGAAUUCACAAAACCGUUUUAAAGUCAAUAAUAAAUGCAUUACUAGAGAAUAAUAAAAAUCUUUAUGAGAAAGAUGAAGUCAGAGCUUUGUUUGUAUUACUACAAUGUCCAGUUUUUGGAACUCAGUCAAGUGCUCCAAUAUUUGCACAUUUAUUAAACUAUAUUGCUCAAUUAAACAAAGAUGAUCACCAACUAUUAGUACAUUGGUUCAGGAUAUUGGAACUGGAUAAAUUAAGGUCAUUAAUAAGAUAUAUUAUGCAAUUUAUAACUUUACGGCAAUUUUCUCCAAAUGACAAAUCUUUACCACCUUUAGGAAAGACACUUUGGUGGAUACCAUCAGCCACGAAAAUUCUAGCAUUAAUAAAUGCAGCAAACAAAUUAGGAACCGAACUAUUACAUUUUACUGAACUAUAUAACUCUGCUUUGGAUCACAUUGAUUUAAUGCGUGAUUAUUACAAUUGGCAAAGUUUUAGACCGUAUGAAUGUUUUUCUUAUUGCCAAUAUCCAUUUAUUCUGAGCAUUGUUGCAAAGAGAAUCAUACUUACUAAAGAUUCAGAACAGCAAAUGAUUCUCAAUGCUAGAAAGUCAUUGGUAUCUAAAGUUGCAAGAAGACAGACACCUAAUAUCGAUAUAUUCUUUUUAAAUAUAAACAUCAGAAGAUCACAUUUGGUACAGGAUUCAUUAAAUGAGAUUGCUUUCAAACAAAAAGAUUUAAAGAAAAAGUUAAAAGUGACAUUCGCUGGGGAACCAGGAUUGGACAUGGGUGGUCUGACUAAGGAAUGGUUUUUACUUCUUAUCCGUGAGAUAUUUCAUGCCGAUUAUGGGAUGUUUGUGUAUUAUUCACACUCCCGAUGCUACUGGUUUUGCACCGGGCAGACGGACCACACGAACCUCCGCGAAUACAACCUAAUCGGCGUACUGAUGGGACUAGCAGUGUAUAAUUCCAUUAUACUGGACUUGAGUUUUCCAGGAAUUUGUUACAGAAAACUUUUAUCGCCACCAGUCGUACCCACAGUCAACGAUGAUAGCGUGGGCGUUGUCGAAAACCCCACGUUAGACGACUUGAACGAGAUCAUGCCAGAUGUAGCCAGUGGCUUACGACAUCUUCUUGAAUACGAAGGAAACGUUCAAGAAGAUAUGGGACUUACAUUUCAGGUAUCAUUAGAGGAACAUAAGACACCUAAGACCCACAAACUAAAACCAAAUGGAGAAAAUAUACCAGUUACGAAUGAAAGUCGUGAAGAGUAUGUAAACUUAUACCUGAACUGGAUACUGAAUUUAUCCAUUUACGAACAGUUCCGGGCAUUUUACUUUGGAUUUCACAGCGUAUGCGCUUCAAAUGCUUUAAUUAUGCUGAGACCAGAAGAAGUCGAAUUGUUAGUCUGUGGCACGGAUGCAUUAGAUUUGAACGAACUACGCAAAGCCACCGAAUACGAUGGAUAUAAACCGGACGACAGUAUUAUUUGCGGCUUUUGGAAUGUUAUCGAAUCGUUAUCGAACGAUCAAAAGCGGAAAUUCUUACUGUUCGUCACUGGAAGCGAUCGUGUGCCAGUUGGUGGCAUGGGAGACAUGAAUUUCAAAAUAACUAGAGGUCCUAAUAGAUCUGAUUACUUGCCCGAAGCGCAUACAUGUUUUAAUCAGUUAGUAUUACCGCAAUAUUCAGAUCACAAUCGACUUAAAGAGAAACUAGUGACUGCCAUACUAAACGCUGAAGGAUUUGGAAUGGAAUAAUAAUGUAUAGUAUAGGUACUUAUUGUCAAUUAGUUACAAAUAUCUAUAUCUAUGUAUAAGCAUAGUAAGUACAGGAAUAUAGGAUGAUUUACCAAGCCAGUUCACUCUCUUUUUUCUCAAUAGAUAUUGCAGUUAUUUAAAAUUCGAUUUUAAGACUUUUUAAAUAAGUGUAGGUACAUUAUUUUCAUCGAUUUGUUGUAAUAGGCAUACAAGUGUCUAUAGAUAUAAAUGUCUAAUAAGGAGUGUCUCGUAGAGAUAUAAACUUCUAUACAUUUCGAAUAAGAAACCCCUUUUAGGGACGUUGCGUUCGUAACCAAGAGAGGGGUCCGGGUCUGAACCCCCAUUGAUUGACAGAAUUUAAAAUUCAAAUUUAAAGUUAAAAAACCUUACUUUUUACAUGUUAAAGUGUCCCCUCUUUAAACAAUUCCUGGGUACCUCUUGUGUGGGUCUUUCGUUCAAUAAAUUAUUUAAGGGGAUAAUUUUUCUGAAAAUGUUAUAUCGAUAUCAAAAUUUAAAAAAAUAUUGUUUGAGUUAUUUUACUUUUAGUACCUACCAAAGAUAAUAUAAGUUCAUUUAGGUUCACGGUUUCAGAAGGUUUUAAUCUAUAAACAUGUAUAAUUUAUAAAAAUAGAAAAUGGAAUAAAUAUAAUAAAUACAAGAUCCAAUAUAAAUAAUAUCUAUUUUGUAUUUUUAUAAAACCAUUUGUUCUAUAAUUCUUAGUAAUCUUAGUAUAUAAAUAGUGAACAAAGAUAAGAUAUAGUACAAAUAUUUUGAUAACUGAGAAACGGCUCAUUCGAGUUUUGUACUAGGUAGGUACCUAUAUAUCAAAAUUUAUUAUUUACUGAGUAAGUAAAAAAGUAAAAAAUGUUCAUUUUAAAAUCAUAUAAGUGUAUAUUGCUAAAGGAUAACCUUUGGUACGAAAAAUGAAAAUAUCAAUAAUUUGAAAAUAGGUAAAAAAUAAAAUAGUCUUAUAGUGAAAUUAAAAAUUUUAAAAAUCAGAAUUUGAACAAAUCUAUUAUUAAAGGAAAAAUGGGAUUGAUCAUGCUUGGUGAAUCACUGAAUAUUUUAGUAUAUUAUACUUAAAAAAAACAAAGUUUUAAUUAUUUGUUUUCAAUUUCAACUACGAUAUAGUUGAUAAGUAUUAGGUAUCGAUAAAGUUAAUAAUAUACCUAUAGGUACUAUACUUAUGUAUUUUUCCAUUAAGUUCUUCACCAUACAAAAUAUAUGUACCUGUACGCUAUUGAGUGGUAGGCCAGCUUAUAAAUAUAUUAUAAUAUAUAUUAUUAUUGUAUCUUAAUGCAAAUACAUUUAUGUGCUUAUUAAUUAUUUCAUUAGUUCAAUCAACAAAUAUCGUAAAUCUCUAUACUUUACAUUUUACAACUGAAAUAAAACAUUCGAACAUUAUUCUUUGAAUUGUAAACAAUGAACGUUUGUCGUUCGGUAUUUUAUUUAUUAAACAUUCAACUGUUUAUAAAGA